UCAAAUAUAUUUAUAUAUAUAAAAAAGAAAAAGACACAAUCAAACAAAUGAAACAUGUGGUUGAGUAUAAAAAAGAAGAAGAGAGUUUGAUGAUAACUCUUGUAAUAUUUUGAGGAGUUUUGUCUCAACAGAAAAACGCUCAUUUUGAUUCCAAAAAUCCUAACCAAGAAGAAGAAGAAGAUAGGAAAAUUACAGUAAUAUUUUCUUCUAAUGGAACAAGAUUCAAGGCUCUAUGGAGAAUCAACAACAGAAGGUGAUUUGGAAGCUAGAGAAUCAGAAACCAAUCCUUUAUGCCAGACUCUGCUCAAAAGAAACAGAACACUUUCUUCUAAUCCUUUAGCCAUUGUUGGCACCAAAGUCUCUCAUAUAGAGAGUUUGGAUUAUGAAAUCAAUGAAAAUGAUCUGUUCAAGCAAGACUGGAGAAGCAGAUCCAGAGUACAAGUUCUUCAAUAUGUUUUCUUAAAAUGGACAUUUGCUUGUCUUGUGGGGCUUCUUACUGGAAUUAUAGCCACUCUUAUCAACCUUGCUGUUGAGAACAUUGCUGGUUAUAAACUUCUUUCUGUGUUUGCUUAUAUAGAACAAGACAGGUACUUUAUGGGGCUUCUGUAUUUCACUGCAGCCAAUUUUUUUCUAACCAUGGUUGCUGCUGUUCUCUGUGUUUGGUUUGCUCCAACUGCUGCUGGUCCUGGUAUUCCUGAGAUCAAAGCUUAUCUUAAUGGAGUUGAUACUCCUAACAUGUUUGGUGCUACCCAAUUGAUUGUCAAGAUAAUUGGAAGCAUUGGAGCUGUUUCAGCUGGAUUGGAUCUAGGAAAGGAAGGACCUCUUGUACACAUUGGUAGUUGCAUAGCUUCAUUGUUAGGACAAGGAGGGCCUGAUAAUUACCGGAUUAGAUGGCGAUGGCUUAGGUAUUUCAACAAUGAUCGCGAUCGAAGAGACCUCAUCACUUGUGGUUCUUCCUCAGGGGUUUGUGCAGCCUUCCGUUCGCCUGUUGGUGGUGUACUUUUCGCCUUAGAAGAAGUGGCUACAUGGUGGAGAAGUGCCUUGUUAUGGAGAACUUUCUUCAGUACAGCAGUAGUGGUUGUGGUUUUGAGGGCAUUCAUUGAAAUAUGCAAUAAUGGACAAUGUGGGCUGUUUGGAAGGGGAGGACUUAUCAUGUUUGAUGUGAGUAAUGUUCCUGUUACUUACCAUGCAAUGGAUAUUAUACCUGUUGUUCUAAUUGGUGUCAUUGGUGGACUUUUGGGAGCCCUUUACAAUCAUGUUCUUCACAAGGUCCUUAGGCUGUACAAUCUCAUUAAUCAGAAGGGAAAAAUCCACAAGCUCCUCCUCAGUCUUGGCGUAUCACUAUUUACCUCUGUGUGCCUAUAUGGUCUGCCUUUCCUUGCCUCUUGCACACCUUGUGAUGCUUCACUUGCAGAGUCUGUUUGCCCCACAAAUGGACGAUCAGGCAACUAUAAGCAGUUCAACUGCCCCAAAGGAUACUAUAAUGAUCUAGCAACUCUACUCCUUACCACCAAUGAUGAUGCAGUUCGAAACAUCUUUUCGACAAACUCUGCAGGCGAAUAUAAUGCCAUCUCCCUUCUUAUCUUCUUUGUACUCUAUUGUGUUUUAGGACUGAUUACCUUUGGCAUUGCUGUGCCAUCCGGGUUGUUUCUCCCCAUUAUCCUCAUGGGAUCAGCUUAUGGCCGUUUGCUUGGUAUGGCAAUGGGAUCUCACACAAGUAUUGAUCAAGGGCUCUAUGCUGUUCUUGGUGCAGCUUCUCUCAUGGCUGGUUCAAUGAGGAUGACUGUUUCGCUUUGUGUGAUAUUUCUCGAACUAACCAACAAUCUUCUUUUACUACCCAUUACCAUGAUUGUCCUCUUGAUUUCAAAAACCGUCGGAGAUAGUUUCAAUCUAAGCAUUUACGAGAUUAUACUGGAGCUGAAAGGCCUGCCUUUCUUGGAUGCAAAUCCAGAACCUUGGAUGAGGAAUCUCACUGUUGGGGAGCUUGCUGAUGCAAAGCCGCCAGUAGUUACACUCAAUGGAAUUGAAAAGGUAUCUCGGGUUGUAGAAGUUCUCAGAAACACUACACACAAUGGUUUCCCUGUUUUAGAUGAUGGUGUAUUACGGCCUGUGGGAUCUGGCAUUGAGGUAACCGAAUUGCAUGGAGUAAUCCUCAGAACUCACCUGGUACAAGUAUUGAAAAAGAAGUGGUUUCUGACAGAGAAACGGAAAACAGAAGAUUGGGAAGUGAGAGAGAAAUUUACCUCAGUUGAUUUGGCUGAAAGGGAAGGAAAAAUUGAAGAGGUAACAGUUACAAGGGAUGAAAUGGAGAUGUACAUAGAUCUGCAUCCCCUGACAAAUACAACACCUUACACAGUGGUAGAGAGUAUGUCUGUGGCAAAAGCUAUGGUCCUCUUCAGAUCAGUGGGACUCCGCCAUAUGCUCAUUGUACCAAAGUAUCAAGCAACUGGGGUGCCUCCUGUGGUUGGCAUUUUGACGAGGCAGGACUUGCGAGCACACAACAUUUUGUUUGCUUUUCCUCAUCUGGCAAGAUCUAAGAGCAGAGAGAAGCCAUGAACCUCUAUAAUCAAAGAAUGGUGGUAUUGACUUUCUUGGUGUGAGACGACUCAUUCUUUAUUCUUUAAAAAGUUUGAUCAAGUUAUCCAGGUUCUCUGUUCCCAUACUAAGAGGGUCAAAUAAGAUGCCAAAAAGAUACGUAAAAGCUUCAUUCAAAUUCUAAGAGAGCCACAUAAGAUGCCAUGCUCCACCGGGACAUAAACAACAUCAAAUUUCAAUUAUUCUUUAUACAUGAAUUUCAGUCAAAGGAGAACAAAAUUUCAUUUCUCUACAGAAAAGAACCAUAAAAAGAAAUCAUGGAGGAUUUUGGUCAGAGAGUUUUGUUUUGUUUUGUUUUUCAUUCUUCGUCCUCAUCUCCUCCUCCUCCUCUUCUUCUUCUAAGAACCGCACUACGAAUAUAAAUAUAUAAAUAUAUAUAUAUAUAUAUAUUUGUCGAGAGAGUCAGUAAAAUACACUUGUAAUCUUCACUUGUCA
Molecule: messenger RNA, 3030 nt
Organism: Cannabis sativa
Lineage: Eukaryota; Viridiplantae; Streptophyta; Magnoliopsida; Rosales; Cannabaceae
Product: chloride channel protein CLC-a
Exons: 6
Coding region: 211-2556 (781 amino acids)
Biological process (GO): transmembrane transport; chloride transport
Cellular component (GO): intracellular membrane-bounded organelle; plant-type vacuole membrane
Molecular function (GO): voltage-gated chloride channel activity; nitrate:proton symporter activity
Source: RefSeq, a predicted model, not a curated record